Molecule: messenger RNA, 1341 nt
Organism: Castor canadensis (American beaver)
Lineage: Eukaryota; Metazoa; Chordata; Mammalia; Rodentia; Castoridae
Source: RefSeq, a predicted model, not a curated record
AACAAUGUCCCCAAGGAUGUUUUAAAAUAUUUAUUUAUUUUUAUAAAAAGCCCUUUGCCACCUCCCUCAGGCCAUGGAAGCCAAGGCUGGUGGUGUUGGUGGCUGUGGCCUGGCUGUCACUUUGGCUUCCUACAGAGCAGCCAGGACAAUGGUGGGGUUGGGCCCUACGGUGUCCACACAUGUGAGUAUCAAGCAGCCCAGGCCUACGGGACAGGCCGGUCCUCACCCCAUCGUACAGAUGAAGGGUGGGAGUCCCCUGGCCCAGGGGCAGCAGAGCUGGGGUUUGAACCUUGGCCCUUCUGCUGUCCCACAGCCCCUGCCCUGCUGGGGUCAGGGGUCUCAGGGCCAGCUUGGCCUUCCAAGCCAGAUGGCUGUGGCAUGUUCGGCCCCUCCCCUUCAGGAGAGGAGCUGGCUGGGGUGGAACCAGAGUCAGAGGCCGCUCAGGCCACGGACUUUCCCUGCUCUGUCCAGGGUAAUUACCUGCCCAGUUACCAGCGCCCACUUCCUGCACCUUUCAUCCGGGCUCCAGGGCUGCAGGCAGCAAUUAACCCUCCCAGCACCCUCUGAAGUCUGUCCUGGAGGCAGACUUGUUAUUAAACCUAUUUUACAGGAAGCAGCGGAUGGCUCGGUGCCUCUCUCCCCUCGCCAGGGCUUCAAGCAGGUCCUGGAAGGCCCCGGGGGUCUCCUGUUCCCCCCGCUCCCUCUCAGACACAUAAGGGCGUGGGUUGGAGCUGAUGGAAGGAACUGGAAUCUGGCUUUGCUGUGUGACUCUGACAAGUCUCUGCCUUUGUCUGGGCCUUAGUGGCAACACUGAGUCUCUUCAGUGGUAACAUAGGGAUGAUUCUAAAAACCAGGAGAUCUGCCUCUGAUCCAUCUGAACUUCCUCCCUGCAGUCCGUUACGCUGGCCUCCUCACUGUUCCUUGAACACACCAAGGACCUUCAGACCGCAGGACCUUUGCACAUGCAGAGCCAUUUGCCAGGCACUUUUCUAUGCUUCUUGGCUUAAGCGUCAACAACGCAGCCUGGAGAGUGCCCAGUCCUCCCCCGUCUUGCUUUUCUUCUUCUUUUUUUUUUAUGGCAGCACUAGGGUUUGAACUCAGGGCCUUGCACUUGCCAUGCAGGCAUUCUUGAGUCACUUGAGCCCCAUUCACAGCCCUUUUUAGCAUUGGUUACCUUUGAGAUUGGAGGGUCUUGCUUUACGUCCGGGCUGGCUUGGACCACCGCCCUCCUGUUGAUGCUUCUGCUGUAGCUGAGAUGAAGGCAGCUGCCACUGUGUCCAUCUUUUUUACUGAUUAAGAGAGGGAGCUAGUGAUGUUGUUGCCAAGGCUGACCUCGAAGGA